This is a messenger RNA of Knipowitschia caucasica, 531 nucleotides long. Lineage: Eukaryota; Metazoa; Chordata; Actinopteri; Gobiiformes; Gobiidae. The record is from the annotation of a GenBank genome assembly.
AUGAGGAAUAGUGUUCCCACAAUAAAAGACGCUAACGGGGAGCCAAGAUCGAGUACUUCUGAGGAGGCACCCAGCCACAGUCGUGCUGGAGCAACUGCUGGAAAACUGAGGACCAGAACUGUCUCCACACAGAUAUCUGCCAGAACCCUAAAGCUACAACACGUCAGAAGUAAAGGUACUCUUGCAAAACCCAACACCAAAGAUGCAUCUACAGAGACAGAUCAGUCUUGGAUGGUGCUGUCCUCCACACCAAUAAGAUCAUCUACCUCUGGGCUCGGUAUUGGGUCAAGGAAGAGACGUCGUACAGACAUUUUUGAGGAAGACGAGGAGGAUCCUGACAUCUCAGAUAUUUCCCCACCACAACCACACGACUCUACUUAUGAGCUUGGGGCCACUCUCACUGAUGUUUCUGGAAUGAUGGAAACAGAAUGUCCCUCUGCUUAUGAAGAACCGAAAUACAUAGUGUUUGACAGCAAUUUGAAGUCCCUAUUUGAAACAUGCCCAGUUUGCACACCUGGAAAAGAUAUGUAA